This is a messenger RNA of Nothobranchius furzeri (turquoise killifish), 6221 nucleotides long. It is a transcript of the gene nufip2, whose product is annotated as nuclear FMR1 interacting protein 2. NCBI's taxonomy places the organism in Eukaryota, Metazoa, Chordata, Actinopteri, Cyprinodontiformes, Nothobranchiidae. Gene Ontology annotation, molecular function: RNA binding. Gene Ontology annotation, cellular component: nucleoplasm; cytoplasmic stress granule. The record is from RefSeq and is a predicted model, not a curated record.
AUUUGUAACUUUUACUCGGUGUAUUGGUAAAAGCACAUACCUUGGGAUUAGCUUUCUGCGCUCAGAGUGCUAGUGAUGGCAGGGGCGCUUUUUUUCGGCACAACACCGGUUUCACCGCCUAAUUUUAAAUGGCUUAUGUAGCUGAAUAUGUUCUAAAACACCGCUUAUGUCCCUCUGUAUUCUAAACAAAACAACUCUUCUGUAACAGUGGCCUAAAUUGUACUGAUGUUAUUCCAGUUAGCUCUGUGCAGUGUAGGAAACCGAGCCGGCUCCGCUGGAAUGUUCUGUGCAGCCAUUUCCGGUCGGCCAUGUCAGAAUAUCACAGUUAGCUAACGCAACACUAACCGGCUAGUUAGGAAAAUAUGGACAACAACGACACGGUGGACGUUUUUUUACGCGUCAUUGUCGACCGGUACUGUGGUGUUAUCGUUGUCCGCUACUAGCUAGGCGAUAUUAGCAGACAUUAGCCAUUUGACAGGCCCUUUUGAAUGUUGUCUGGAGAAGCCACGCAGCUGAUCAGGCUCUGUCAGCAUUAAGCGAACGCAAUAAAAAAUUAAACGUUGGCGACGAGGAAGGAGAGAGGAAUCUACGUCUGUCUGAUCCUGUUGGUAUGUCGCUUCCUUCCCACGGCAAUGGUAACAAACAUGCGCACAACGCCAGUCUAAAGCAAAAAGGGGCGCAGAAGCUCUACACGCCUGCUCCAAAAGCGAGCAGCAAAUUUCUGGACCGUAAGAAGAAUAUGGACUUUAAAAAUGACAAGGAAAAGACUCUGGAUUUGACUCACGAUGACCUCCAGAGCUUGGAUAAGAAAGACUCUGUUUUGCUUCACAACGGUGUCGUAAAUUGUGGCUUCAUUACAAAUGGCUAUUCUAGCAGGGACAAUGAUGGCAGCGGAUCCGAAGGCGGGUACACCACUCCGAAGAAACGCAAGACCAGGUGUAACAAUGCCAAGAACACUGAUAAUGUGACAAAAGAAAAAGAGAGAGACAUGCAGCCCCGCAACACUACACAGGAGCUGGGGGCUUUGAAUCCUGAGGCGACUGAGAAAGGCAGAUCUACCCAGUCUGCUGCCAAACGAGCUGUCGUUCCCGAGACUACAGUGGGGGAAUCUCAAAGGAAAAACUCCGAUGGCAAAACAGCUGGCACCUUUGGUAAGAAAACAGAGGAACGGCACAAAGGCAAACUCUCCUCUCCUUCAAAGGAGGACCCGUGGACUUUGUUCAAGCCCCCUCCCGUAUUUCCUGUGGACAAUAGCAGUGCUAAAAUCGUUCCUAAGAUCAGUUAUGCAAGUAAAGUAAAAGAGAACCUCAAUAAAGUAGCUCAAAGUGGAGAAGUGGUUCCUCCUCCCAUGAGACUGUCUCAAGUCCCGAUGUCUGCUAUGAAAACUAUCACCUCAGCUAGCUUUACUAAUGGUCCUGUUUCUGGAAAUGGAAACGGCUGCCCGUCUGCUGGCACCUUCUUCGUUCCUGCUGCUAGUUGUAUUCAAUCAGCCCUGUCUGUCCCAAGUGGCGAGAAUGUAGCAUCUUCUCUGGAAAGUAACUGUAGCUCAACAAGUCCUGUAGAUGGAGACGCUAACGAGCUUAAAAAGUGUACUCUGUUAAUCUACCCUUUAAAUAUGCAACCUGUGCUCCCUAGUGCUCGUCACCUCGACCCACCGGCUGCUAAGACAAAUCAGAAAGCCCUGGGAGACAUCUUCCAGAAUCAGUGGGGGCUCUCUUUCAUCAACGAGCCCAACCUGGGGCUGGAGGGAGGAAACGGGCAUCCUCCUGCUGAGGACCAGACUUCUGGGACUUCUCCAAGUGAGAGUCAGACUGUUGAAGACAAGGUGGUCCUGCCGUGUUUUGAUGUUAGCCCAAUAUUUGUAGAGCCUGGAACUUUGUUCAAAGACUCUGAGAGAAGGACUUGUGCCCCUUGCCAAGCGUCAAACGCUCGUUCUCCUGCUUUUGAGGAGGAGACAAAGUUCCCGCCAUGUGGCCAGGACAAAACGAAGUUUGAGAUCAAAGGUUCUUCUGUCUCGGCUCUUUGUAAAGACAAUGGUGCUAAGCCUGUUCAGGGCCAGCAGACCACUGUGCUGUUUGGCUCUUCUAAAGAAGUGGUCCACCCGAACGACGCUAGCAGGAGGUGUAGCUGGGGGCCCUCUGACAUUAAAGCUGCUGUCGCCUAUCACACUAAAGAAAUGGAAUCCAUUUUUAACGUGCAAAAACAAGAUCCAAAAAGAGUAGUGGUUUAUGAUGAGACCAAGGAUGGACCUGAUCAGUGAGGUAGAUCUACAGUUUUCUACCUGGGCCGACGAAAACAACAAAAAAAGUAAAAAUCAUGUUUGAUGUGGCGACAACUGUGAAAACACUGACAGCUAAGCAUGAUUUCCUUUUUGAAUCUCGGGCGUACUCAAACUUUAAUUUUUUGGUGGGCAUCAAACCAACGGACACUCUGGAUGGACGCUAAAGACGAGUCGAUCGGUGCCUCUCCACUCUGACAAAUGGACAAAUGCAACUUCCUAGCUGUGGUGGUCCUUGUCUCAUGGCUUUUAAUGGGACAGUUUUCUGGGUUUGACAAAGGAAGGUGUCCUUGACCGCACCUCCGUAAGCCUUUAUCCCGUUGAACUGUGGCGGCCAUUGUGGCCCAGCUGCGGGACGCCUCGGUCAUGUUCGUUCUUCAUGCAUUCAGAUGAGUUCACUGUAGAUAUGUUAGUCGUUCCACCUCCGUGUGCAAGCUUGAAUUCAUGGUGAAGGAAAGAUCUGUAAAAAAAAAAAAAAAAAAACAGCCUUUAUGUUGUGGAAUAAAGGUGUCGGGAGUUCCGCUGAGACGGAAGCCUGUGAGGCUCCAUGCAGGAAAAAGGAGAACUUUGUCUUAAAAAUCCUUUACAGGAGAAACUACGCAGAGCCCAGAAGUUUUAUAUGUAUUACUGCUCCUUUUUAUGCUGUUUUCAACGGAACUAACCCGAAUAUAAUUUGCUGUAUGACCCGCCACCCCCACCCCACCCAGCUCAGAUAGUGAUGGGUUUAAAGUAAAGCUCCGCCCCUUUAACAUCAGGUGUGCUUAUGACACCACCAGGUCUCUGUUAAAUUCAGAAGUUUUGAAACAUUUCACACAGACGGUCGUCGGAUAUUCACAGGCUGUUGUCAAAUUCCGGUUCUGGGUUUCGGAACGGCCCGGGACAAGAACCACUCACUUCUGAGCUGUUCUCCAUUCUCUGCUUCUAAUUCAGCUGCAACGCUCAGGAUCUCUCAACACUUCAUCUGGUCCGCAUUCGUUUUCAGCUCUUGUUUAUGGAAACCGUUUUUGUUUACAGGUGUAAAUGAGUCACUGUUCAUCACGACAGUAACACAACUAUUGCAAUAUGAACCUCGGGUCCCCAGCUCGCCACUUUGUGUUGAAAUGUGAAGACGGGUGGUGUCAAACCUUUUGCUGUGGAUUAACCUGUUAGUGUGCAAUAACAUCAUAAAUGUGUUAUGCGGAGCUACAAAACGUCCUGAGAUGCUCGUGUAGCCUGCAGUUUAGUUUAGGUUAUUAUUUUUAGUGCAUCCUCACUUUGUUGCACAGUUUCCUCGCUCCUUCCUCUUCUAUUUGUCUCCAGGUCUCGUUAAAUCUAGGGAAUAACUUGGAGAUCCCAAAUUAUCCCAACUGCCUCCCGGUUGGCGGCAACAUUGUUUUAAUCCUUAAGAGCGGAUACGUAUUUUUCAGCCUCUCCAAGAAACGGUCCUGAAUUCUGUUCUGAUCUGGCUAACGUGUGGAUUACUGGCACUUUAUGUAAACAGAUGACCUUUAUCUUAAAUGCUAUAGAAAUCUAUGAAAGAAUGGCUCUGCGCUGUUACUUAAAACAUAAAAACGUUGCUAAACACAGAAUUACUAAACGAAACUCAGGUAGUGUCGAUAAGCCAUGGAUAUACUGAUUAUUGUGUUUUGCCAAACGGCCCCUGUCCUGUAACGGUCUCUUGUUGGAAACACGGAGUCGGAGACGCACGACGUUCGGAAAACGCACCAAAAAGAAUCUUUGGAUGAAAGUUUUUUUUUUUUGGCCUAAAUAGUUUUCUUUUCUUUGAGAAAGCACAACAUGUUUUCUGUAUCUUUAACCGUGUUCUCGCCAUCUUUGCUGGUUUCUUUUCGUGUGUGUGUGUGUGUGUGUGUGUGUGUGUGUGUGUGUGUGUGUGUGUGUGUGUGUGUGUGUGUGUGUGUGUGUGUGUGUGUUGGUUUUUCUUUCAGAGGGCUAACUUGGUUCUAUCCCAGUUCGUACCCGCCUGUUCACAAAAGGUUGGAAGUGCAACAGCUUUUAUUGAAGUUUUUAUAAAGGCUGUCAUGAUGCUCUAGUUGUUAAAAAGCCUGUGUGUGUGUGUGUGUGUGUGUGUGUGUGUGUGUGUGUGUCACUAGAAUCUGCUGUUCUGAUGAAGGAUGUUAUUAAGUAGCAUUCUCUCCUUUUUGCCACAGUUUAGUCUGAUUAUGUGAAAACAAAAACUUGAUCCAGUUAAAUAGAAGUAAGUCUGGUUGUUAACAGGGUUAAACUGUAGUCUUAAUAUUUACUUUAUUAGCCACCCCCCAUUUUUAAAGCACUUAUUGUACACAGCAGCAAUGAAGAUCCAUUUGUUCAGAUUUCAUAUUACGGCUGCAAACCAAAGUGUGUGUGUGUGUGUGUCUGUGUCAAAAUCAGUUUAUUUCCACUCUCCCUCUCACCAGGAUGUGCAAUCACCUGAAGGAUGCUGAUGCUGGCUUCCAGGUUGGGAGCGAUGGAGUGUGUGUGUGUGUUCGUUCUUCCUCUUAUAUGCAAGUUCCUCCCUUCUUUAGAAGCUCUCCCCUCCCUCCUUGUUUCAUGUUCAGGUGCCUGUGUGAGGCGGAGGGGGAGAACAAACUAACUUUAACGAUACUUGUGAUUGUUCAAAAACCUGCUUCCAGCAUAUAUCCGUGCCAUUUGAUAUUCCUUUGCUUCAGUUUUCUAACAGCUGAUCCCAAUCUUCUUUUCUUGGAACAACGGUGAGAAGCCGCACGCGUUGGCGUAUUUUUAUAAAACUUUCUGGGUGUGUUUUUAUUUUUAUUUUUUCUGUUUUGUGGCUCGCAUUCAGAAUCGCGACCUGAAGCCAAAAUCACGCUGAAAUGGGGGGAGCGGACGGCUGUGUGUGUGCUGGUGUAUACUCAUACCAGACCUUAUCAAAAUAACGUCUCUUGUAGCAAAUAAUGAUUUAAUUUGGACUCAUUUAUCGCGUUAAUGUUAACACAUUUUAAAGGUGUUUUAUUUUAAUUUCUUGACUUAUAGCCUAAUUUAUCCAUAGCUGCACAGGUAGACUAAACCAAUAAGUGAUGCAGAAAGUCCAGAUGUUUUAUAUUAGAUGUUUUAGUUGAUUGAGGCUGAUGUUAAACCCCUCCCUGUGGGUUUUAUUUGACCUUAUUGGCACCGAUCUUUAAUAUAUUUGAACAUUUCUUGCAGAUUUUACACAGAAUUGUUGUAAUUCUUCACUUUAAUUGUGACGAGCGUUAAAAUCCACUGCAUCUAGAGUUCCUAAUAUAUUUUAUUUGUGGUGUCGAUCGUCUUCUGAGGGCAACUGAGGUUUUACCGCGCAGGUGCUUUCGCCAAAGGUACACUAAUCAGACGUUCGGCUAUGGAACGGCGUGAUGUCAUCGAUGGUUACGCGACAUGCUGCUGGGUGAGGGGGAGACUCUAAUGUAGCAGCUGAAUGUCUCGUUUAACUGUGUGAGCCACGAGAGCUCCUAAAACGAUUUAAUCUAAAAAGGUGAAUACCGAAGUGCUGCUUCUUCAUCCGGUUAUCGGUCACCCGUAACGGGGAAAUGCUGGACGCCGUGUUCACGUAAAAACUCUCCCUCUUUUACACUAAAGGGGUUUUUUGUGUUUUCAGGACUUAAUCAGAAGACAUGAUGCAGGCAGGUUGUGGUGAAUUACAUUUUAAUUUCCUCUCAAAUGAUGUUUGAGCUUCUUAUGCUUUUUAAUUUCUUUGCCCGUCUUGUAUUACUUUUCCAUCGGCUUUGGCUCGGAGCGACGAGGCCGUCGAACUUCUGUCUCAGAUGUCUUACAAGUUGGCAUUUCUGUUUUUCAGUGAGCCUGAUUUAUUUAAAAAGUUCUUUUGUCGAAUUUAACAAAUUGUCACAUUACAAUGUUUUUUUAAGCAUGAUGAUAAAACCCCUCAAAUUCUGAAAAAUGUAAUAGUCAAUAAAAAAAAGCAACUCCCAUGUUCACUGUUUUAGUUUUCAUUAAACUGUCGAGCUUUCUGGAAGAA